This is a messenger RNA of Strongyloides ratti, 240 nucleotides long. RefSeq lists its product as hypothetical. The transcript has 2 exons. Lineage: Eukaryota; Metazoa; Nematoda; Chromadorea; Rhabditida; Strongyloididae. The coding region runs from base 1 to 240 and encodes 79 amino acids. The record is from RefSeq and is a predicted model, not a curated record.
AUGCAAGCCAGAUUAUUACAAUAUAUUUCCCCUAAAAUUACUCGUUAUAUUGGUUUACCAAUAGCAGCCGUUGUAGGAACGGUCGGAUAUCUUGUUGAAAGAAAAUUAUCAAAACCUAAAAAAAUUGAAAUAUUGGAAACAUCAUUAAUUGAUCAAAGAAAUAAAAGAAGAUCUAAGGAUUUAUUAGAGGAAGAAAAGGAUAAUUCUAUUAUUCCUAAUACAUUGUCUGUUAAUUCAUAA